GCUACGACUUUCCUUCCCUGACUUCGACAUCAGAUUUCUCCCCAUUUGACGCUCGCUCCUCUUUCUACGUUACAUUUGGCGACAUCUCGACUGCGGCGCUCCCUCGCUUGGCUGCAAUUCUCCGAGUCGAAUUUGCAUUGACCUGAACGAACUCUUGACUCAUCUCCCCACACGCACACCGUGGGACCUGAUGAGCACAACCUAAUUCCACCAACAACACUUUCUGUGCGCGAGACAAGAUGCAGUUCCUUUCGCUCCUGGGGCCCAUAGCCUACCUGGGCAUCCUGAUCGGCAGCAUGGCCACGUUCUCACACCUGUAUCGCCAACGCCAAAUCAACUCCAAACUGCGUCUGGCACCAUACUUCCCCGCCCACGCAAGCCGGAACAUCUACCUCUCUCUACUGCACAUGUCGGACUCGAACCCGGACGUCAAGGUGCCCGACAGCGUCCUGCGUGCCGCCCUCUUGUCCCGCGCCGUCGAGGACGUCCAGCGUGUCAUGGAAGUGCGCACACGGAAACCUCCGCUGGCCCAACUUCUCCAGCGCGGCGUCGUGGGCGACGAGAUCUUCCAGCGCCUCCAGCGCGCGGAGCAGGAACUCGAGCUCGAAAUCAAAGACGUGGUCAACGAGGCUAACGCGCUCGCCCCGAAUUGGGGGACCCAUAUCUUCCAGAGUGCGAAUGAGAUGGUCAAUAACAAGAUGCUGAGGGACAAGUUGGACGCCAUCAAGGCGACGUUGCCGGCAGAGAAGGAGGCUUGGGAUGCGCAGAGAGAGAAGGCCAGACGUGAAUUGGAGGGGGAAAGCGUGAGCCGUGUAAAGACACAAGCCGUAGAAGCGCCAGCCGCGGAAAAGACAAUCAAGGCCGGAAGUAGUGAUGAAGACGGGGUUAUUGUCGAACCUCCUGCUGCGGAGGUGCCCGCUGCUGCUGCGGCCGCCGCCGGCGGGGGCGGUGGUGGUGGGAAGGGCAAGAAGAAAAAGGGAAAGAAAUGAGCGAUUCCGAUACUGUAUGAACAGAAGACUGCUUUUCCAUGGUAGGGUUUAUGAGCGCGCAUAGCGAAAAUUUGCAUCUGGCGUAUAUCAACGGAGGCGGAGCUUCUAUGCAUUCAUGUGCUAUGAUACAGAUGCUAUACAACCAUUUGAACAAUGCGGCAUCGCACCACUGAC
Messenger RNA from Exophiala xenobiotica, 1163 nucleotides. RefSeq lists its product as uncharacterized. The coding region runs from base 240 to 989 and encodes 249 amino acids. Gene Ontology annotation, cellular component: Sec62/Sec63 complex. Gene Ontology annotation, biological process: post-translational protein targeting to membrane, translocation. The record is from RefSeq and is a predicted model, not a curated record. Lineage: Eukaryota; Fungi; Ascomycota; Eurotiomycetes; Chaetothyriales; Herpotrichiellaceae. The transcript has a single exon.